GUGCCCCACUAGCGCCAUCUCUGGGUUGGCAUUAUGCCCAUUAUCUUAACAACUAUGUUACCUCUACCAGCGACAACAAUUAACGUUUACUAUGAUACCUCUACCAGCUGAGUCCAGGUUGGAUUAUUGAUGUUUCUAAAUGUUGAAACAGAGCUUCGGGAUUGUAGUUUACAUGGUCCCACCGGUAAAGGGUGUUUAUAGCUGAGAACCUUUGUGAUUUGCAUAAUGCCUUGUUUAAUGCCUUGGGUUCUCGAGAGCAAGGGCACGACGUUAUUGCGCUGGCGGCUUGCAAGAAAUGCCGUGCCACCACUUCUAGGAAAUCUAAUAGGCGCUAUUCUGCAGUAAAAUGCUCGUCUUUUAUUUGUCGGAUAUCCUCGUUGGAGAAUUGCAUUUUUCUACACUUUGAGUGGCUAAAAACAUGUGAAAAGCAUUCUUCUCUUUUUAAGGACACUCGAAGGACGUAUUUAUGACUGGGUUUCUUCUCGUUUCCUCUCCAGAUUUGUGAUUUGCAUGGUGUUUACAUAAGUCUGGCCACUUGACAGUAACAUCGGUCGCCUAGGGUGGCUACAGACAGUUCGUUUUUUUUUUUUUUUAAACACAAUGGAAGUAUUAUUCAAACAAUUGAGGCAAUGAUGUUUCUUUUCUCAGACCAAGUGGCAUAUCUGAUCAAAUUCAGGAUGAUGCAAGGCCGAAAAGGAAACGUAAUUUAAAAAGUAGGCUAUGUUUUAUUAUUUGAAUAAACGAUCAUCAUGAUGUUUAUUCUUAUCCCACUAACCUGAGUGGUGGAAAUGUAUUGUUCAGUAACGGAACUUUUCUUGCUCUGACAGCAUUGCAUCACCACUGUGGCAAAGGAGUAUCUCUGGAACAAGCACGGAGCACAUCUUUACCCCCCAUUUAUCAGCUUCCCCUUGAUUCUUUGUAUUGUUGUAAAAGGUGCACUAUUUACAGAUGUAUCUCGGACUUGAUGAGCCUGUGCGGGAAUGCCAGUAUAAUCAGAUCUGCACGCGCAACUCGUUACCUAUGGAGACCUUAGGGCUCAAAAAGAAGAAGAUUCCCCGAAGGAAGUGGCAGGUCUUUCCCGGUCGAAAUAGAUUCUACUGUAAUGGAAGGGUCAUGAUGGCGAGGCAGACCGGGGUCUUCUACCUAACCCUAGUCCUCAUCAUGGUCACCAGCGGGCUUUUCUUCGCGUUCGACUGUCCGUUCCUGGCGUCCAACCUGACCCCAGCCAUCCCAGUGAUCGGAGGGGUGUUGUUUUUCUUUGUGCUGGGGAUGCUCUUCAGGGCCAGCUUCAGUGACCCGGGGGUCCUGCCCCGCGCCACGCCCGACGAGGCUGCCGACCUGGAGAGACAAAUAGACGCGGCUAACGGCCCCAGUGGUCCAGGGUACAGGCCGCCCCCGAGGACCAGAGAGGUGGUCAUCAACGGGCAGACGGUGAAGCUCAAGUACUGCUUCACCUGCAAGAUCUUCAGGCCCCCACGGGCCUCGCACUGCAGCCUGUGCGACAAUUGUGUGGAGCGUUUCGAUCACCACUGUCCCUGGGUGGGGAACUGUGUGGGAAAGAGGAACUACCGUUUCUUCUACCUCUUCAUCCUCUCCCUCUCCUUCCUCACUGUAUUCAUAUUCGCCUUCGUCAUCACACACGUCAUCCUGAGAUCCAACCGGACAGGCUUCCUCAGCGCACUCAAAGACAGCCCUGCCAGUGUGCUGGAGGUGCUGGUGUGCUUCUUCUCGGUGUGGUCCAUUGUGGGCCUGUCGGGCUUCCACACCUACCUGAUCAGCUCCAAUCAGACCACCAAUGAGGAUAUUAAAGGGUCGUGGUCGAACAAACGGGCGAAGGACAACUACAAUCCCUACAGCUACGGGAACAUUCUGACCAACUGUUGUGCUGCCCUCUGUGGUCCUCUUCCACCCAGUCUUAUUGACAGAAGAGGCUUCAUCCAGUCAGACACACCCCAGCCUGUGUCACACUCCAACGGAAGCAGCAUGUACGCCGCCACCCAGCUUCACACUCACAUGUGUGACCAAGAGCACUGCAUUCAGAGCACCAAAUUCGUUUUGCAAGCUGCCGCCACCCCCCUGCUCCACAGCAACCCCGUCAUGAUUGGUGGAGGGGGACCCCCUUUCCCUGGGAAGAGUUCCUUGGUGGUCCCCUGUGCCUCCCUGGCCCCCAGCCAGCCCUCCCUGCCCUCCAUGCCCGGGCUGAGCUGUGCAGGGGACAUGUUGACUCUGAGGGACCCAGACACCCACUGCCACCACCAUCACUUUGCCAGCCCUGAGGAAACUCCCUCGCCCUCUGGCCCUAUGCCUCUGACUUUGCCCUGCGCUGCCCACAUGACCCACGGGGGACACAUCCACCCGGCCCAGCUCUACGACCCUGCCAGCCAGGACUCUCUGCACGAGGACUCUGUCAGGGGCCUGGUCAAACUCAGCUCUGUCUGAGACUUGGCCCCACUGCCAUUUCCCCCUGGCUCUUUGGAACCACUAGCCAGACUCUGUUAGUGUGCCAAAUGGCACCCUAUUCCCUAUGUAAUGCACUUCUUUUGAUCAGAGCCCAUGAACUCUGGUAAAAAGUAGUGCACUAUAUAGGGAAUAGGUUGCCAUUUGGGACGCAGCCUCUCCCCUCUCUAUCUCUCCCUCCCUCCACACCCAGGACCAAAGCCAUAUUUCCCCUAACAUUCCACCCGAGCCCUCCCUCCAUCCCACCCAGAUUUGCGCCCCCACCUGUUGAGUUAAGCUAUUCUAGUGCCAAACAGACAGACCCUCAGUCUCCACUGCACCUGACCAGGACCAAAGUCACACUUCUGACUCCCACUUCCUCUUCACAGUAGUAUAGCUGGUGCUCUACCAGGUGUCUACCAGGCCUGGAUGCAGGUUCAGCCUUCUGCCAAAUGUUCAUGACUUGUGCUCUAUUCUCCAAUGACAUGUAGAGGAAAUCACCUACCUAGACCAGGCUGUGUCAUUGUCCGAAAAUGACACUGAAUCUCUCUUCUCUCUCUCAGCUAAAACCUACCAAGGCAGUUGCUGGUGUCUGUGUGACGCUAGUCGCAUUACAUUUUUGUUUUGUUCAAAUGUGAUGCCAAAACAUCAUGACUGCAUCCCAAAUGUCACACUCUAUUUAGUGCACUAUUUUUGACAAGGGCCUAUAGGGCUCUGGCAAAAGUACCGCACUAUAUAGGGAAUAGGUUGCCAUUUGGGAUGUAGAUAAUAUGUAGACUGUGCCAAGAAAUUCUCAUUGACUUCCAGCUUUAUACAUUAAUGCCUGUGGAUAAUUAAUAAAUUCACAUAUUUUUA
Molecule: messenger RNA, 3291 nt
Organism: Salmo salar (Atlantic salmon)
Lineage: Eukaryota; Metazoa; Chordata; Actinopteri; Salmoniformes; Salmonidae
Product: zinc finger DHHC-type palmitoyltransferase 14
Biological process (GO): peptidyl-L-cysteine S-palmitoylation; protein targeting to membrane
Cellular component (GO): Golgi apparatus; endoplasmic reticulum
Molecular function (GO): protein-cysteine S-palmitoyltransferase activity
Source: RefSeq, a predicted model, not a curated record